AUGGCUAAUGCAGCUGAGCCUGUUCCGUCCUCGUCUACCUCGGCUUCCGAGCCCAUAACGACGUUGGCCAACCGGAACUCCAACCAAUACAGUCUUGAGCACCCACGUAACAAAGCUGAGUACGUACUCUCGACGCUGGACAAGGUUGUGAAUUGGGCACGGCAAGGGUCUAUGUGGCCGAUGACUUUUGGUCUGGCCUGCUGUGCCGUUGAGAUGAUGCACAUGGCCGCUGCUCGCUACGACCAGGACCGUCUCGGUGUCGUGUUCCGUGCCAGUCCCCGGCAGUCCGACAUCAUGAUUGUCGCCGGCACAUUGACCAACAAGAUGGCUCCUGCUUUACGCAAGGUCUAUGACCAAAUGCCCGAGCCUCGUUGGGUGGUCUCCAUGGGCUCGUGUGCCAAUGGUGGUGGAUAUUACCACUAUUCUUACUCUGUGGUCCGCGGCUGUGACCGUAUUGUUCCCGUCGACAUCUAUGUCCCUGGAUGCCCUCCAACCGCCGAAGCAUUGCUUUAUGGCAUGCUGCAGCUCCAGCGCAAGAUGCGUCGGAACCGGAAGAGCGUUUUGUGGUAA
This is a messenger RNA of Coniophora puteana RWD-64-598 SS2, 570 nucleotides long. Its product is annotated as NADH-quinone oxidoreductase. The record is from RefSeq and is a predicted model, not a curated record. Gene Ontology annotation, biological process: aerobic respiration; electron transport coupled proton transport; mitochondrial respiratory chain complex I assembly. The coding region runs from base 1 to 570 and encodes 189 amino acids. Gene Ontology annotation, molecular function: 4 iron, 4 sulfur cluster binding; NADH dehydrogenase (ubiquinone) activity; quinone binding. The transcript is spliced from 5 exons. Lineage: Eukaryota; Fungi; Basidiomycota; Agaricomycetes; Boletales; Coniophoraceae.